AUGGUUAAUAAAGUGGACCGUCGAAAGAAAAGGAGGGAAUUACCAAAAUCAGAAUGCAACAACAACCAGAACGAAAAAGCAGGAAAAAAGGAGACGCGUGAAGGCAAAAACAUUGGUGGAUAUACGUUUGUUAAAGCUCGCAAAAAAUGUUCGCCUGACGAUAAGUGCCCAAUAAUUGCCGUCACUACCGAUAAUUUUGUGGCUGACUCAAAUCCUAAGCAGUACAGAGUUACCCUGGAUUAUGUUUUCCAGCCAAAAGAUGGGGAAAAUUCGCACGAAUAUCGCUUCAUAGAAAAUCUGUUUAAAGCUCUCAAUUCAGGCGGUGGAAAUCAGUUAGCAGUGACAAAGGAACUUAAAACCUCUCUCCAAUGCCUAGUAUCGCAUCUCACUAACUCUUUAUGGAAGCAUUCGGCUGCUGAAACACCAAACACUAAAAAAGUCUUUUUACCUCGAGUACCAAGGCCACGUCAGAAAGACGACAUUCUUUCACGAAUUGAGAAGAUUUCUUUGAGGUGUGAAGGGUCCGAGGUGAAUCACGCCAAUAUCCUAUCGAGUAGUGACGACAAAAAGGACUCUGUCUUACCAGUUGAGCAGGUCGUAGCAAAUCAUGUUCACCAGGGAGAUUUGAACCGGGUCCUAACCACCACAACCACUUCAAAUACUGCUAAUACUAUUAAAAAGUGCACCGAAAGGGACCGAAACUUUGAUAUUUGCGAGGUGAGUUGUGACAGUGGGACGGAAAAGCCCCAAGGUGGAACUGUUUUUAAGUUCGGCAAUAACUUGGUUAAUCUCAACGUCAACAUUUCUUCUUCCACAUCGCCUAUGCCACAGUUGCCGAUUAAUUUGAACAUCAGGCUGCUGGAAGACGUCAUCACUCCGCCUACUCAAGUGGCUCUAACUUUAGUUCCUCAAAGUGAUGGCACCUUCCGUGUCGUGGGUCAAGAAAAACAAAGCGAUAUCUCGCCUAAUCCUCCCAAUUCCAUUAAUAUAAAACUCCCGCGUCCAGAUGUCUGCUAUCACGAAGACGCAAACACAUCGCAUGCGCAUAGCGGUUUUAACGAGCAAAAAAACUGCCAAAAUGCCGUGUUGUUUUUCCCGAGGGUUCUUUUGGCCUCGCCUCAAUUAUUUAAGCCCCUGGAAAAGGAUAAUGCCGUCAGACAUGACCAGACAGCAGCUAAGGCUAACUUGGACCUCUAUAAAAGUACGCCUUCAAGUAGUUCUCCGAAUGCGUUUCAAGCGAACACCUGCUAUUCAUCAGUAUGCCCAGAAGCAAACGCUGGGAAACUAUCACUUUCGAAAACAGGUGGCCAGCAGUUAAUGUACUACCCAGCGCUGUGUCCGGAAAUGUUAUGUAAGGCGACCGCUCAGGAUGAUCACGUAGACGGGACAAACGCGCCAACUUGUUGCCACAUGCCCCUAAAAUGGGAGAGAGAGGAUAGGAGAAAUCUCUCAGAACCAAAGCAAGCACCACAGGAGACGUGGAGCGUAGAAGUUGACGGUACUGAAAAACAAAUGCAUCAAACCUAUGGUAGGCGAAAUACCACAAGCCUUCUUGCCUACUUUAAACAACUUGAACAGACUAGUGAGAAGAGUAAAUUCUUACAUCCGAAGUCUCAGCAAUGUCAGUCUCCUUCGCGUGCUCACGGGACUAAACAACGGGAGUGCUUCCGUAGGAACGAAUUAGACUCAAAUUGUGAAUAUCCCGGGAGAGCACGAAUGCAAACUGUGUUAGUCCAUGAACAAUCGAAUUCAAGUUCUGGGUUACCGAGAAAUCGAGCACACUGUUUAGUUGCCGGGUCACACACUAGUUAUUGCGAUGAUACGGUGGAUUUAAGAAAGGCCUGUUCACCACUAGGGAUAAAUAGAAUGUCACCUUGGAAUGUUCCGUCGAUUCCCAGUGCCCAGCAGUGCUCAUUAGCUUCAUCAAACCAGCAUGCUACUCAUACUAGGAUUAGCCGAAGUGAAAGGGCUAGUGAAUUGAGGUCUCUCACUAGUAAUAAGCCAUCUGCACUGUUAGAAGUCCUGGACAAGGUUACUGUGACUAGAACAGAGGUGACCCAACCAGGAAUAUGUGUAACUGGUGCAACUGAUUGCUUAAAGACCCAAUACCCAGCCUCGGAGUCAUACACGGGCACAUCCCUUAGACAUCAUAGUAGAGAUGGCACUUCCCCGACAGGAGUUUCAUGCUUUUCUCAAUCCCCUGAUGGUCCGUCUACACCCCCCAUAAUAUCAUAUCCGCAACCCUCUUCGCAAAUGGUAAACGACAAAUUUGUGGUCGCUCAUGGUUAUAACCAAGAUCCAGACGUCAGACCUGGGGACACCACUUAUAGAGGUUGUAAUUGUGAAAACGGAGAUUUUAUUCGGCAAACUACUCCCGAAUAUGGCGUAAACGAGUGCAAGGGGUCUAAUUUGGAAGGCGUGGAUUCCCUUUUCUCUUCUUUGGGUCAAAUAAUUUCAGCUUCAGAUUUGGUGGACCCGAGGGAGUGUUCAUGUGGUCAAAUCCAUUCUUCUUGCACAAGUCAAGCAGGCUCCUACAUUGACGAUACGCAUGACCUUGGAUCCUGUGAUAUUAGCAUGAGGUCAACGCUUUUUUCUGAAACGAAAGAUUCCUUCUCUUCUCAGGCUCCCCCCAUACUAACAGGCGCCAACUGUCCACCGGCUGUUCUAGGGGAUGUCAGCCCACAUUCCCUUUCUCAUUCUUCUUGUUCCGAGUCUGAACCAUCCAUUGAAGCUCCUGCGUCUGCAAACUACCCCAGGGAGGUUGAUUUCAACUCCUAUGACUAUACCAACGGUUGUGAGACAAGUGAAACCGAUUUACAAUCUCAACCGCCACGAUUACUGCCUCAUCAUACACACAUGAAAAGUUACGUAUCAGCAAAUGAACAUUCAGAAAAUUCCGAUUCCUCAUUAAUGGAACUAAGAAACGAGGCACAUCCUUUGGUAACUGCCUCACAACAUGAAAUCUGUGAAAUGCCCAAGCCAUUUUCUCUGAUUCGUAAAAAAAGUCAGUGGGUUGCCUCUGAGAUCGGACAAAACACACUUGAAUUCUGCAGGGCUUUUACUGAGUCAAAUCCUGCUAAAAUUGGCAGUUGUAGAAUCAGUAUAGCCGGUUGUGUAUAUGAUUUUGAUGGCGACAUCAACGAAGUUCAAGUGAACAUUUUAGAUAACGAACCAAAUGCUGAAACAUCGGAUAGGUCUGAACAAGGCGACUCACACGAAACUCACUUGACGGAACCAAGCAGCAUGGAUAGCAAAUACAUGUACAGUGAAAAAACAGAAGUGAGUAGCGCUGACUCCAUCGCCGAAGGAGCUGGGAGUGUUCCCAAACAGAACAGUGAUUGCGUGCAAGCUCCAAGUGUCGAGCAAAAUAAAAGGGAUAAGAAACUGCAUGUGCGACUAAAAAUCCGUGUUUCCGAAGAUAAUGGCCAAGUAUUUUUUUACAAACCUCAAAACCAGACGUUUGAAAGCCCGGCUCGCAAAUCUGAAACGAUUAAACCUGAGAUAUCUUCUGCUAGCGGAAGACUUGGUGCAGCCAGUUUAAUGAAAGAAUAUAACAAUGGUGCUUGUUUUGAUUAUGUUGGCGAGGUGCAGCAACUCGAGGUAGUUCCUGCACACGAUGGUUCAGGUGUGAAGAAAAGCCAGACUGAAGAAUACACAGACUGCACGGACCUGUCGUGGUCCAAAAACAUGCAAAGGAUCAGAGCUCCUGAUUUUGCUGCCAAUUCACACUCACGUAGAUACAGUGAUAUUGACCAAUCAUCCCAAUCACCAGUGCAGCAGCAGAGCCAACUCAACGAACUGCUUGAAGAAAUCGCUGAAGACCUUGUAACCGAGACAAUAGAUGCCAUCAUUGAGACGUUUCACGAGUGUAUGCCUCUUGGUGAAAUCCCUUCAAAGCAAACAGAGCCUCCAGUCAACUACAAAAUAACACCAUCAGAGGUGGAUAGAAGUUUUCAACCAAUUAACGCUAGUGGUAAAGGCACAACAAACUCGCCAGAAUGCAGUAUUAGACAAAACAUUGGCAGUACUGAAGUCCACCUCCCUAUAGGCGUAGACUAUCCUACCAACGGCAAGCAGGAGUUGGGACCUUUACCUCUACACCCCCCAAUAUUGAUUCAAGCACAUCCAACCAACAGAGAAACGAUUGGGCCUUCUCACAAUGACAAAGGGGAAGCAAUAGUACUGACGAUAAAUGGCAAGCCAACGAAUAUUCUAAUUGAUAAAAACAAUGUUAGUACGCUUAACCUCAAUAUCAGAGAGGAUGGAGUAAGUGGACCAGUGCAAGUGCAUCUAACGACUUUCAUUUCCGACUGUGAUGGAGAGCCACUUUCUUCCGAACCCUGCAUUCGUCCAGCUGUGCCCUCUGACGCGAUCCCAGAGGUUAAACGAAUUGAGACGCCCAUGGAUGGCUUAUCAUCCGGUGCCAGUAGCAAUAUCCAAUCGGCCUAUGAAAAAGCAUUGGCAUAUACAUGCGAUUUCGAUGGGGACGAAAUUCAGAUAAUGACCACUCAAAUGUCUCUCAGUGAACAGAAUGCUACAGUUCAAGGCAGCGGUAAAACAAUCCGCACUCUAGAGGAAGUUAUGAAGCACAAAUCCUCUUCCCAACUCCUUACACAAAAAAAGCCCGAUUCAAACCCUCACAAAACUGAAGCAUUAUUGAGAGAAGCUGGUGUUGCAACAAAUUUCCAGGAGCUGCCCAAUUGUGGACCAGGAUCAAAUAAACAAGAGAAAAAAUUUGGGAGGACGAAUUUCAACACUCUUCAAGGUGGGAUGGGUGAAGCAGAGCUAUUAAAGUACGGUGCAAAGUUGUCUAAUCAAUUUUCAAAAGCCUGCACCUGUGCUUCACUGGUUAAUGGCCUUCACAAUGCCAGUAAAUGUAAAAUGGGGAAUCACAAUACCUUCAAUGGCAAUCCCAACGAAGUUUUUAAUGAAAAGACGAUAUCCAAUUUUAGUCGUUCACAAGGCGACGUUUUAAUGGCCCCACCGAAAUACGUAAGUCGUCACAACGCAGAAAACUCAGACACUACGGCUAUGGCGACAUCUAAACUGCCUCAUCAGCCUCCCGAUGUAGCCGUGAAAUUUUCUAAACCAAUGGCUGUCACGACACCCCGGCUGCAGUCUGGUCAGCAAGGUGGCGGAUGUUAUUCACACGGCUGCCUGGGUCCGUGUGAGCACACCUCGAGCGAAUCAGACUGCUGUCAGUGCUGUCCAAAUUGUCACUUAUCCAGAAACGAUAAUUAUUGCCAUGCGCAGCCCUCAAGUAAAGAAGGCAAUGAAGACGAACUGACCCCAAAUAGCUAUCAGUUUCUACAAGGAGCUGAUUUACAAACAAAUCAGUGCAUAGGGGUUGGUAGGAUAGACAGCCGAUGUGUGGCCGUAUGUGAAGAUAAAACAUACGGAGAUGAAGCGUGCAUCCCUGAAAACUCUAAAAUGAUGGAUCCAAAAGUACAGAUUGUUAAGAAGAAUAUCCGUGAUUUGGAGGAGGAGGUUGCUCCAGGCUACCCUCAACCCACUCCAGUUGCGCUUAGUUGUGAGCAAAAUUUCGUGCAAGGACCAAUGUCUAUUAAUGUAAGUAUAUCUUCAACAGGUCAGAUAAAGGUGCUUAUGAAAGCUAAAAGUUCUGAUGACGCGUCAACAUCAGAAACUUCUGGAAUCAGCGAACGUUGUACACUGAAAUCAUCAACUGAUACAGAAGUAAAGAGCACAUUGCAAGAACAGCUCACUCAAAAUAACGUUUGCAGAUCCAAUUUGGAAAACCUCCGGCCUAUCAGGAACCUCUGUAAACAAGCUCCUUCACCGGCACCGGAAGGUUCUGUUCGUAUGUUAAAGCCCAUUUCCUCUCAUCGGGUUGUGUCUGAGGCAGAGAGGUCUGCGACUGCACGGACUGUUCAGUGUGAAGACUACAGAAAUAUGGGCGACAUGCUUCAUGCUAGGCAGUUGAUACCAGAACCAAUUAGGUCUGGUUCUGAGGGUAAAUUGUCGAUUGGACGAAGGACUAGUGGUUCAAUACAGUCAACAAGAGAGUCAAAUGAUUUGUCAGUGCCCAUAGAACUGUACCAUCGAUCGUAUUCAGCCGUUAAGCUUAUUCCGGACUCAACCACGACGUCAGUCGAGGAAGCUUGUGUUGGCGGGCAGUUGUUUGAAAAAACCCCAAGUCCAGACGCGAGGAUAUUAGAUGAGUGCACGACACCAGACCCGAAAGUGCCGCUAGUUUGCGAGGAUCCCAAUAAUCGACACCGCAGGAACUUUAAAAAUUUCACCAUUAUGAAAAAACCUUGA
This is a messenger RNA of Mesocestoides corti, 6279 nucleotides long. Lineage: Eukaryota; Metazoa; Platyhelminthes; Cestoda; Cyclophyllidea; Mesocestoididae. The record is from the annotation of a GenBank genome assembly.